This is a messenger RNA of Ochotona curzoniae (black-lipped pika), 1561 nucleotides long. Its product is annotated as killer cell lectin-like receptor 7. Lineage: Eukaryota; Metazoa; Chordata; Mammalia; Lagomorpha; Ochotonidae. The transcript is spliced from 10 exons. The record is from RefSeq and is a predicted model, not a curated record. Bases 91 to 894 code for a protein of 267 amino acids.
CCCCCAAGAGCUGUGGGACUGGAGUGGCCUGCGUCUUGUUCUAUUGGGGUCCAGUGCUUCCACCUGCUUCAUUACACGGCAUAGAUCCAGAUGGGUGAUCAGGAGGAGGUGACUUACUCAUCUGUGAGAAUUCUCCAGUCUGCUUCAGAAUCUCAGAAGAGAUUAAGGCCUGAUGGCACCAGAAGGCCUGGGAAAUCUGCCAAGAAAGAGUUUGCAGUGCCCCGGCAUCGCAUUGCAGUGAGUCUUGGAAUCCUGUCUUUGCUUCUCUUGAUGACGAUCAUAAUGAUGGGGACAAUGAUUUUCCAGUUAAUUCAAGAAAAACAUCAGCAGCAAGAAAUUUUAGUAAAUCUCAGUCAGAGUGAGUACUUGAAGGAGCAACUUCUGGCAAACAAGACUUCAGAAUGUGAAGUUCUCAGAAAUGAAACCCUUCUACAGCAAAAGACACUGGAGUCAUUCCUUUCAAAAAAGACUAGAUGUUGUACAAAUUCAGGUAACAGCUAUCAUGGCUACUGGUCCUGUGAUGGAGUCAAUUGCUACUAUUUUACAGAGGAAAAGAAAAACUGGCAGGAAUGUAAACAAACUUGCCAGAGGUACAGCUCCUCGCUUUUGAAGAUAGACAAUGAGCAGGAACAGACAUUCAUUACAUCGCACACUGAUGGUAAUAAUUACUGGAUUGGACUGUCGUAUGUUGACAAGGAGAAAAAAUGGAAAUGGGUUGAUGAUGAUUUCUCACCUGGAAUGAAUUUUUCACUAAUGAAAUCAGCUUCUAGGAUAGGAAAAUGUGCAUUUUUAUCCCGAACAAGAGUAGACGCGAUUGAAUGUUCUACUAAAAAUCACAGUUGCAUCUGUGAAAAGAGCAUUGAUUGUAUUUCCCACACUUCAAGGUGUACUUAGAAGUUCGAUGUGGAAACAGAAUGAGCUGGAAGAGGAAGAAAACCUUUGUUUGUACAGUGACUUGAGGGUUCAGACACCAUCUUCUUACUGUGGACGGCUUGCAAAACAUAACUUUGGAAAGGAAUUGCCCAUUUCUUCAUGGCCCCAAGGAAUUAUCCUCUUUUGGUUUCUCUGAGCCAUCCAUUAAACCAAUUGGACAAUGCUGGUAUACAGCCUGGAUCUUUUCCACUUCAAUGGGUUAAACAUAUUGGCAUCUUCUGACCUUGACAACAUAAAUAAGAAUUAGAAUGUGGUUACUUUUUUACUAUUACAAGUAUUCUUCAUCUUUAACAAUUAUUUUGUUAUGGAAGUUAAAUUUAAAUUUAUUGAACACUGAAAAGAUGAGUACAGGGAAUUCCCGCACAACUCUUACCCAUGGUUGUCAAUUGUUUUUAUUUUGCCCUACCUGCUCUAUUCAUUCUCUUUCCCGCGUCUGUCCUUGGCGAAUCAACUUAUAAUAAAUUGAAGACAUCAUAUUCCCUUGUCUAGAUAUUUUCCAAGAAAAUAUUUUUCCUGUGUAACCAACAUAUAAUAAUCAAAAUCAGAAAAUUUAUCAUUGAUACAGCAUUAUGAUCUAAUACAUAAACCAUAUUCAAAUGUUGUCCAUUUACCUGAUACAUGCCAUUUA